Molecule: messenger RNA, 987 nt
Organism: Closterium sp. Naga37s-1
Lineage: Eukaryota; Viridiplantae; Streptophyta; Zygnematophyceae; Desmidiales; Closteriaceae
Source: the annotation of a GenBank genome assembly
AUGAUUGCAUUCGUGGGCGACUCUUUGAACGACAAUCUAGUGGCCUCCUUUCGCUGCACCCUCGCUGCUGUCACGCCCUUCCAGGUGCGCCCUGCCCUUCCAGGUGCGCCCUGCCCUUCCAGGUGCGCCCUGCCCUUCCAGGUGCGCCCUGCCCUUCCAGGUGCGCCCUGCCCUUCCAGGUGCGCCCUGCCCUUCCAGGUGCGCCCUGCCCUUCCAGGUGCCGCUGCACAGGUGACGCACCUGUCUGCUGGUUGCUCCACCAUCCCAUUUCCUGCCCACUCCGCACCGUCCCACCCCUCACUCCCCCCUCUCCUCUUCCCUCUCCUCCCCUUCCCCCCUCUUCUAUCCCCCUCAUCUCCCGUCCCCGGUCCCGUGCGCUGGCAGCAAGUGCGGGUGAGGGUGGGGGGGAGGCGGUACCGCAACGCAGUGGAGCUGCCGGCAUACAACCUCACCCUCCUCACCAUCGCCAGUGGCAAGCUCACCCGCCUCGUCAACUCGAGUUCAGCGAGGGUGAGGGUGGACGGGCAGUGGGCGGCCGUACUGCCGCUCACAGCAGCCAUCGUAUUCACGGCUGGCCACCGCUUCUUCCACCAGAACUACAUGUCGCCGGUACUGAAGCUGCGCAAGUCCCUCAAGGCAGUGCGUGACUAUAUCGAGCGCACCAACUACCCUGGCGUCCCCCUCUUUGUCUCCUACUCUCCGGCACACGACCGCACCCAGUGCAAAACGGCAGGCACCCCUCUCAACAACAUCACCGCCGCAGUCCAAGGGGGUGAUAUGCGUGCCAUGGCGGUUCUAAAGGAGCAGCGGAAGCUGCUUGCAAGGUCUCGGAUGCGGCUGGUGGAGAUAACUUACAUGAGCAUGCUGCGACCAGAUGCGCAUUUAAAUAGAGGGGCGAGUGGCAGGAGAAAGGACUGCAGCCAUUGGUGCCUGCCUGGUGUCCCUGAUGCCUGGUCUGAUGCCAUCUACUCCAUGCUUGUAUCUUAA